Molecule: messenger RNA, 4170 nt
Organism: Lingula anatina
Lineage: Eukaryota; Metazoa; Brachiopoda; Lingulata; Lingulida; Lingulidae
Product: cubilin-like
Cellular component (GO): membrane
Source: RefSeq, a predicted model, not a curated record
UUUUGCUCGUCUGAGCGUAAACGUCCCUUUGACAACAAUAUGUAAACAACUUUACUAUUCAAUACCCAGGUCAAUUUUACACGCUCUGAUCGAUUGUACAAAAGCAAAAUGGCGUCAAACGGGACGAUUAACUGAUACAGCUACUGCGCCACGCGAUGAAAUGACGGCAUAUUAAGAGGGAUAACUUUUCCGCAAGCAUGGUUUCUUCACGGUACAAACACCUCUCAGUUCUCACGUUACUUCUGGUGCUGUUGCUACCAUGCAGUGAGCAGGCGACAUUGCUCACGUGCAGCUUUGAAUCCAGUAGCAUCUGCGGUUUCACACAGUCGACUAGCGACGAUUUUAAUUGGAGCAGAGACUACGGGGGCACCCCCUCUUCCAGCACGGGCCCCUCAGCUGCAUACAGCGGGUCGUAUUAUAUGUACAUAGAAACAUCAAGCCCGAGAAUACAAGGCGACACUGCAGUUUUGUACACCCCCAGUUUGAACCUCGCUGGAGGGUGUGGCCGGCUGGUCUUCCGGUACAAUGCCUAUGGCGGCACCUUGGGCUACCUGAGGGUCAAGCUGUACAAUGGUCAGUACAUGACCCAGCAGCUUUGGGAAUACACUGGUUAUUCCAGCAGCUCAUGGCAAGAAACUAGCGUGUAUUUCGAACAAGGCGGGAACUUUCAGAUUGCAUUUGAAGGAGUGCGAGGCACAAGCUAUACAGGAGAUUUUGCGAUAGACGUCGUGACAGUGUCCACGGAGAACAGCUCCUACUGCGACUCACUGAAUCGAGGUUUGCUAUACUGUGACUUUGAGAGGGCGGACACCACAUGUGGGUUUACCACGGGUCUUGGAUCUGUCUUUUCAUGGACGCGCAACAGUGGCUCCACUCCCUCCAGCAAUACUGGACCAUCGUUUGACUACACCACAGGUUUAGCGGGAGUAGGCUACUACUAUUACACAGAAGUGACUAGUCGCAAUACUGGAGACACGGCCAUUUUGGAAAGUUCCAACUUCGUUUUCCACGAGACGUGUGUUGAAGUGGCCUUUGCUUACCAUGCAUAUGGGGGUGAUUUGGGCACAUUGUCGGUGAUCCUGGUCCACGUAAGCACAUCAACGCAAAAUGUACUUUGGCACAGCAGCAGUGUCACUUCAAAUAACAACUGGAUUAUGGAAUCUGUUAGGUUGAAUGAUACCGUAGCUAUUGUGGCUAAUGUAAAUUAUAAGCUGCAGUUUAAGGUCAUCCGUGGUUCUGGCUACAGGGGGGAUUUUGCUAUUGAUAAUGUUAAAGUGUCAUCAGGAUGCUCUGUAAACAAUGCUACAGAUCCUCUCCUCAUCAAUGCCACAGAAGUCUGGGGAAGGCUUACUUCUCCAAACUUUCCAGCCUAUUACUCAAACAAUGUAGUUUACCAGCGGGAUAUUUACCCUGCACCAUAUACCAAUGUUAUAUUCUACUUUGCCACUUUGUCUGUGGAAGGGGGAUCCUACGACUACGUUCUGGUGAAUAAUAUAAAAUAUGUCACUCGUCCCAGCAGCUCUUUUGUCGUGAGUGGGGUGGGGUCAUAUGUCAGGGUGUACUUCAGGAGUGACUCUUCACAAACACGCCAAGGGUUUGAUCUUUACUACAAGGCCACCUCAGCUACAGGGUCCAGUUAUGGAAAAAUCGAUGUUAAUGAUUACAGCUCUACGGGAAGUGGCACCCUGACCUCUCCAUUGUACCCUAACAACCACUACGGCACCUACGACUACUGGUGGAUAAUAACUGCUCGCACGUCAUACCUCAUUACCAUCACCUUCACGUCCAUAGACAUGAGGGACACACAGGGAUGCGUACAGGACUUUGUGAAGGUAUUUGACGGCAGGCCGGAGAAGGGGUUGCACACUGCCUCGGGUGUUGGCGCCACCUAUGCUCUGAUGGGCCGUUUCUGCGGAUACACAACACCAUCUAUGCUGACAACCACGCAGAAUUCCAGCAUGAUUGUGUUUCAGACGAAUGAGAAUUCUGCGUGCUGUUAUUCUGGUUUCAGCCUUAGUUAUGCAGUGGUGGCUGCCUCUGCUGUGACUCUGGCGCCUGGUUCCACUAGUGUGUCUAACGUAGGUUGGGGUCGACUGACGUCCCCCAAUUACCCACUAACCUACCCUCACAACAGAGACACUACCUGGGUGCUGAACGCCUACCCAUCCUCCUACAUCCGCUUCAAGUUUGCAGAUCUCAACUUAGAGACAAGCUAUGAUUAUGUGAAAGUUGAUGGAGUCAGAUAUGACCAGCCCAGUGACGCCCCCUAUGCUUUUAUUGUUUAUAAGCAAGUGGUAACCGUCAUUUUCCAUUCGGAUGGCUCCAUUUCCAGGGUAGGGUUUGAUUUAUACUGGAAAGGGACCGAUGUUACAACUUCAUAUGGUGGCAUUAACUACCAAAGCUGGACUGGAUCUUCCUCCCCAUCCUCCGUCAAUGGAAUUAUAUAUGGACGCAAUACCUGGGAGUCUUAUGGCAACUUUGACAGAUGGUGGAUUUUUAACGCGCCCCAGGAUUAUGUUGUUCAGAUGACUGUCAGUGCUCUUGAUAUCACUAGUUCUACCAGCUGUGCCUCAGGUUCUCUUAAGAUAUAUGACGGGCUCCCAACAACAACAGGGUCAUAUGCCUUAAUAGCGUCACUCUGCGGCAUAAGUGCGCCCUCCACCCCUUACGUCUCCUCAACCAAUGGGUCUAUGGUCCUGUUCAAAUACAACACACUGAGCAGUUCCUCUAACAGAUACUUCUCUUUGUCAUACUACCUUGUGUCAAGAUGGAACUCUGUAGGCGUGACAGCUGGAAGUGGCGGAAGUGGCGGAACUGGCACCACUACCUUCACUACCUUCGGCCGCAUCACUUCACCCUACUUUCCAGGUAACUACCCCCAUAACACCAACAAGUACUGGGUGGUCAAUGGCGCCCCCUUUCUGUACCUAAGGUUCAGACUCACGCAGCUGCAUGUUGAGAGCGGACACGACUAUGUUGAGGUUGACAAUAUCCGUCAUAGCACAUAUAGCAGUUAUUCAUGGACAGUUUACAAGCAGAUAGCCAGUGUUUAUUUCCACUCUGACAGCAGUGUCUCUGACAUAGGAUUUGAACUCUUCUGGAAGGGAACAAAUGUCUUUUCAACAACUAAAGGUGGAGUCAGCCAUUCAACCAACCUGGUAGCGGACACCUCAUACAACCUGCAGUCACAGGACUAUGGAAGCAGCCAUAUUGGAACCUACGAUUGGUGGUGGAUCAUUGAAGCAGAUGAGGACAGCACCAUCAAGUUUGAAUUUGAGGCAAUGGACUUACCAAUGCGUAAUAGCUGUGCUCUGGACUACGUGAAGAUAUAUGAUGGUAUACCAACGGGAGACGGGUCAUACUCACUGCUGCAGACGUCGUGUGGAAGCAGCACUCCGUCCUCGGUGACAACAACCCAAAAUACAUCUAUGAUAAUGUUCUACAUAGAUGAAAACACUGUCAGCGGAUUCACUGGCUUUAAGCUGAAGUAUACUGCCAAAGCAGGUGCAGGUGGAAGUGGUGGUGUUGAUAAUGGUUGGAUUUAUGGUGUUGUUGCGGUGGUUGUAUUACUGGCCAUCGCUGGUGUGGUGGGUGGUGUCAUCCACUACAGUCAAUUGAAGAAAAAACGAGCAAGAUCAAGGGAAGGCCUGACCAACGAUUCCAACACUGACAGGCCUCAUGACAAUGGAGUGACAAACCCCUCCUACACCAGUCCUCAAGCAACGAUGCCACAAUCCAUCCCCCAAACGAUGCAGCCCCCUCUCCAGCCAAUUUCCAAUGGGUACAUGUACACACCUGGGCCGGAGUAUCCACCGCCAUCUUCUUAUGGGCACAUGCCUGCACCUGGGUCGGGGUAUCCGCCGCCAUCUUCUUACGGGCCACCGCCUUUUGCCAACAAUGUCAUGCCUCCUGUGAACUAUCCCCCGCCACCAGCAUACAGCGAGGCAAUGAGCCCUCAGCUGCCCACAGAUCAGUAUCCGCCACCCCCACUGCCAUCCACAGGGGCCACUUCAACUACUCCCUUUACUGUUCAGCCUACAGAAACGCCCAUGUUCCACAAUGUACCACCCACUUUUGCAGGGCACCUGCAAUCUAAGCCGCCCUUGGCUUAAAUGAAAUGGGAAUUAAUUGUGAGCAUGAGGCCAUGAUGAGGAGGGGAGGGUGGGGGGG